Molecule: messenger RNA, 873 nt
Organism: Pseudomassariella vexata
Lineage: Eukaryota; Fungi; Ascomycota; Sordariomycetes; Amphisphaeriales; Pseudomassariaceae
Product: NAD-P-binding protein
Exons: 1
Coding region: 1-873 (290 amino acids)
Molecular function (GO): oxidoreductase activity, acting on the CH-OH group of donors, NAD or NADP as acceptor
Source: RefSeq, a predicted model, not a curated record
AUGGCCUUCACUCCCACUCAGCGCAAGGACACCUACCCUUACAUUUCGUUGGACAAAGCAGAUUUUUCUGGGAAGUCUGUUUUGAUAACCGGAGCAUCCAGGGGCAUAGGCAAAGCCACCGCCAUUGCCUUUGGCACAGCGGGCUGCUCCAAGAUCGCUGUUGGAGCUCGAUCCGAUCUAUCCGCAACUGCAGCCGCCGUCAUCUCUGCCGCGACUGCAGCUGGGAAACCAAAGCCACAAGUCGUCAUGUUACAGCUAGACAUUUCAUCUCCCGAGUCCGUCAAAGCCGCAACCGCCAAAUUGUCGCUUGAAUUCGACGGAAAACUCGAUAUCCUCUGUAACAAUGCCGCAUACCUCGAAACAUGGGGCAUGGUCAUGGACUCGGAGCCAGCGGACUGGUGGCAGACUUGGGAAGUCAACGUGAAGGGCACCUAUCUCUGCGCGCGGCACUUCCUCCCGCUGAUCUUGCGAUCCGACUCGAAAACCAUUGUCAACGUAACCAGUUCCGGCGCUAAUGUGGUUGCUCGAGGCUGCUCAGCUUACGAGACUUCAAAAGUGGCCGUCACGCGGUUCACCGAAUUCCUGGUGGAGGAGUAUGGGAGUCAGGGUCUCGUGGCGCAUGCUUUCGAUCCAGGGUCAGUUGACACAGAUAUGGCCAGAAAGUUGCACGAGGAUAUGUACACCUUUUUGAAAAUGGACGCGGUUGAUCUGCCGGCGGAUACUACGGUGUGGCUGGUACGGGAAAGGAGAGAGUGGCUUACUGGGAGGUUUGUAAGCUGUAGCUGGGAUAUGGAGGAAUUAGAGGAGAGGAAAGAGGAGAUUGUGGAGAAGGAAUUGCUGAAGUUUAGGAUUGCGAUUAAAGCAAAGAUGUAA